Molecule: messenger RNA, 2581 nt
Organism: Phaeodactylum tricornutum CCAP 1055/1
Lineage: Eukaryota; Bacillariophyta; Bacillariophyceae; Surirellales; Neidiaceae
Gene: hCdc48
Exons: 3
Coding region: 74-2494 (806 amino acids)
Biological process (GO): autophagosome maturation; mitotic spindle disassembly; retrograde protein transport, ER to cytosol
Cellular component (GO): nucleus; cytosol; VCP-NPL4-UFD1 AAA ATPase complex
Molecular function (GO): ATP binding; polyubiquitin modification-dependent protein binding; ATP hydrolysis activity
Source: RefSeq, a predicted model, not a curated record
CGCAGGGAUCAAUCCCAUCUCACUCGUUGGCUUGUCACACGCACACACAACAAAGGCAUACACACGAAGGCAGAUGGCCAAGGACGAAGAAAUGGCGGACGCCAUACUCAGCUCGGGAAGCAAGAAGCGCAGUCCCAACCGCCUCAUAGUCGAUGACGCCACCAACGACGAUAAUUCGGUCAUCUCCCUCUCUCCCGCAAAGAUGGAACAGCUGGAGCUAUUCCGUGGAGACACUGUCCUCAUCAAGGGAAAGAAAGGUCGAGAUACGGUCUGCAUCGUGCUUGCCGACGAAACCUGCGACGACACAAACGUGCGCAUGAAUAAGGUGGUGCGUAAGAAUCUACGCGUGCGCCUCGCGGAUGUUGUUACCGUCACGAGCUGUGGUGACGUGCCCUACGGCAAGCGCAUCCACAUUCUGCCCCUGGACGACACAAUCGAAGGCGUUUCGGGAAACCUGUUCGAUGUCUAUCUCAAGCCCUACUUUUUGGAAGCCUACCGUCCCGUCAAAAAGGGGGAUCUCUUCCUGGUUCGCUCCGCCAUGCACCCGGUAGAAUUCAAGGUUGUCGAAACGGACCCGGCACCCUAUUGUAUUGUCGCACCCGACACCGUCAUCCAUUGUGAGGGUGACCCGGUCAAACGUGAAGACGAAGAAAAGAUGGAUGACGUGGGUUAUGACGAUGUGGGUGGUUGCCGCAAGCAAAUGGCGCAGAUUCGGGAAAUGAUCGAGUUGCCCUUGCGUCAUCCGACUCUCUUCAAGACACUGGGUGUGAAGCCACCUCGCGGUGUCUUGCUGUACGGUCCUCCCGGCUCCGGAAAGACUCUCAUUGCUCGGGCUGUUGCCAACGAAACCGGAGCUUUUUUCUUUUUGAUCAACGGGCCCGAAAUCAUGUCCAAGAUGGCUGGUGAAUCCGAAUCGAACUUGCGCAAGGCUUUUGAGGAAGCAGAAAAGAAUGCUCCUGCCAUUAUCUUUAUCGACGAGAUUGACUCCAUUGCGCCCAAGCGUGAAAAAACCAAUGGCGAAGUCGAGCGUCGUAUCGUCAGUCAAAUGCUGACGCUCAUGGACGGCCUCAAACAGCGCGCCAGUGUUGUUGUCAUUGGGGCAACCAACCGCCCCAACGCCAUUGACCCGGCCUUGCGCCGUUUCGGGCGUUUCGAUCGCGAAAUUGAUAUCGGCGUGCCGGAUGAGAAUGGUCGUCUGGAAGUCUUCCGCAUUCAUACGCGAAACAUGAAAUUGGACGAAGAUGUGGAACCGGAGGCGAUUGCGCGGGAAACGCACGGCUUUGUUGGGGCCGAUAUCGCCGCACUCUGUACCGAAGCUGCCAUGCAGUGCAUUCGUGAAAAGAUGGAUUUGAUCGAUAUCGAAGAUGAACAGAUUGAUGCGGAAAUAUUGGACAGUAUGGCCGUCAGUCAGGAUCAUUUUCGACAUGCAUUGGCGCAGUCGAAUCCGUCUAGUUUGCGUGAGACGGUGGUCGAAGUCCCUAACAUUUCUUGGGAGGAUAUUGGUGGUCUCGAGCAAGUCAAGCGCGAUCUCAAGGAACUUGUUCAGUACCCUGUCGAGCAUCCCGAAAAGUUCGAAAAAUUUGGAAUGUCACCUAGUAAAGGUGUUCUCUUUUAUGGUCCUCCUGGUUGUGGUAAAACUUUAAUGGCCAAAGCUGUCGCCAACGAGUGUCAGGCCAAUUUCAUUUCCAUCAAGGGACCUGAGCUGCUUACCAUGUGGUUUGGAGAAAGUGAAGCAAACGUUCGCGAUGUGUUUGAGAAGGCCCGUCAAGCCGCUCCAUGCGUGCUCUUCUUCGACGAACUCGACUCUAUUGCCCAGCAGCGUGGAGGGAGUCAAGGAGACGGUGGUGGUGCCGCCGAUCGCGUCAUGAACCAGCUUUUGACCGAGAUGGACGGUGUUGGUUCGAAGAAGAACGUGUUCAUCAUUGGAGCGACUAAUCGUCCCGAUAUCAUCGAUACGGCUUUGAUGCGUCCCGGACGUUUGGACCAGCUUAUUUAUAUUCCGAUGCCCGACUUUGAGUCGCGCUUGUCGAUUCUUCGCGCGACGCUUCGCAAGAGUCCAGUAUCGAAGGAUGUUGACCUGAACUACCUUGCCUCGCAAACCGAUAAGUUCACCGGUGCCGAUCUUACGGAGAUUUGUCAAAGUGCGUGUAAAAUUGCCAUUCGAGAAGAGAUCGAGCGGGACAUUGAACGUCAGCGCAUGAAGCAAGAAGCCGGCGAGGACAUGGACGACGAAGAUGACGAGGUUGAAGAUCUCAUGCCGGAGAUAUUGCCAAAGCACUUUGAAGUCUCCGUUCGCAAUGCGCGUCGAUCUGUCUCGGACCGCGACCUGGCCCAGUACGCUUCCUUUGCGCAGACCUUGCAACAAUCACGGGCAGCCGUUUCGGGAUCGACCGGUGGCAGUCUCGCAACUUUUGCUUUUCCGGACGCUAACGCGGCUGUUGGCGUUGGAGCGGCGGCGGAAGACGACGAUGAUGAGGAAGACCUCUAUAGUUAGAUGAGACAGGUCAAGCCCGGAACGGCGAAGACAGGCACGUCCAUAAUAAUCUAACCUUAAAAGUUGAAAAAGAGAUGUAUGUAUGCA